AUGAUUGCUAAAUUAAGUCUUUGCUUAUUAUCCUUGAGCCAACUUCUGUUGGGACUGCCGGUAGAGAAAAGGGACCAUCAUUUUUCUAAAGGUGAAGCAGAAAGUUCUAACAAAGUUCCAAAAUUUAGCUUUUAUCCCGCUACACUGGCAAGUUAUGCGAAGUCAAACGAUGUACCUACGACCACAACUUAUUAUGCUCCACAUUAUUCUGAAGUUAGUCAUUUACUCAGUGAGUUGACUACGACAACCUGGGGAAGCUGGGAUCCUUCAGCAACCACUGAAGCAAGCGAUUCUGAAGAUCCUUAUGGUCAAUAUGCUUGGACACAGUUGUGGGAACAAGCGUCAAUUAAAAACUUUAGCAACACUGCUAUUUAUUCAACUACUGUUGAGCCUACGGCGGUUCCAACUGAGUCAUUAGUAUUGCCUCCGAAGGAUGCCUUCAAGUUUGAUGAUAAACUUAAGUUUCCAGAAGAUUUCAUUUUUGGGGUCGCUGGAUCUGCAUCACAGAUAGAAGGCGCCGUUGCAGAAGAGGGUCGUUCACCUACGGUUAUGGAAAAGUUGAUAACAGAUGACAGGCCCCAGGAUUACAUCACAAAUGAGAACUAUUACUUGUAUAAGCAAGAUAUCAAAAGGUUAGCGUCUAUGGGAGUCAAGGCAUAUUCUUUUACAAUUCCAUGGACGAGAAUAUUACCUUUUGUUUUACCCGGGACUCCAGUUAAUCAACAAGGCCUCGACCAUUAUGAUGAUUUAAUAAAUACUUGCUUGGAAAACGGCAUUACGCCGAUUGCAACAUUGACUCAUUUCGAUUCCCCUUUGAUGUUUAAUGGAGGCAAGCCAGUCUCAGGAGAUUACGAACUAGGGUUAUACGCGGGCUACGCCAAUGAAACAUUCGUUGAUGCUUUCGUGAACUAUGGAAAAAUUGUUUUGGCCCAUUAUGCUGAUAGAGUUCCUGUUUGGAUUGGUUUCAAUGAGCCAUAUCUCUAUUCCGGCUUUCCUUUAAGUAUUAAGCAUGUCGUUCAAGCGACAGCAAAGUUGCAUAAAUUUUACCACAAAGAAUUGAAGGGCAAAGGAAAAUUUGGUAUUAAGUUUAAUGACAAUUUCGGUGUCCCUAGAGACCCUGAAAACCAGGACGAUGUUGCAGCAGCUACAAGAUUUCAAGAAUUUCAAUUAGGUAGUUUUAGUAAUCCUUUAUUUUUGGGACAGGAUUAUCCACAAUCAUGGAAAAAUACGUUUAAAAAUGAAUCGGAAUACUUGUUCACUGCAGAAGAAUUGAAAGAAGUCUCUUUUGGAUCAGAUUUCUUUGGAAUCGAUCCUUACACUUACACUGUGGUUACGCAACCUGAAGGUGGAAUUGAAGCAUGUGCUGCAAAUAGAUCUCACGAGCUUUGGCCAAUUUGUGUAAAUCAAACAGAGGUACAAGAAGACGGAUGGAAGAUAGGAUAUAGAUCACAAUCUUAUGUUUAUAUUACUCCUGUUCAACUUCGUGAAUAUUUGAACUUCCUCUGGGAUACUUAUAAGGCUCCAGUCUUUGUCUCGGAAUUUGGCUUCCCAGAAUGGAGAGAAUCAGAAAAGGAAUUGGGUGAUCAAUUGUUCGAUCUCAAUAGAUCAAUCUACUACAGAUCUUUUAUGGAGGCAAUCUUACAGGCAAUUCAUUAUGACAAGGUACCCGUGAUGGGUGCCUUAGCCUGGUCAUUUGCUGAUAACUGGGAGUUUGGGGACUAUGAAGCCCAAUUCGGCUUACAGGUGGUUAACAGAACGACGCAAGAAAGAUAUUUCAAGAAAAGUUUCUUCGAUAUCGUCGAAUACGUCGAAGAUAGACGAUAG
Priceomyces carsonii is the source of this 1824-nucleotide messenger RNA. Its product is annotated as glycoside hydrolase family 1 protein. Gene Ontology annotation, molecular function: beta-glucosidase activity. NCBI's taxonomy places the organism in Eukaryota, Fungi, Ascomycota, Pichiomycetes, Serinales, Debaryomycetaceae. The transcript has a single exon. Bases 1 to 1824 code for a protein of 607 amino acids. The record is from RefSeq and is a predicted model, not a curated record. Gene Ontology annotation, biological process: carbohydrate metabolic process.